Molecule: messenger RNA, 1629 nt
Organism: Cadophora gregata
Lineage: Eukaryota; Fungi; Ascomycota; Leotiomycetes; Helotiales; Ploettnerulaceae
Exons: 7
Coding region: 1-1629 (542 amino acids)
Biological process (GO): transmembrane transport
Molecular function (GO): transmembrane transporter activity
Source: RefSeq, a predicted model, not a curated record
AUGUCUCUGACAGACUUGCCUCUCGACUCCUCUAGCCAGGACCAUUCUUCAGUGGACUCGGAGAAGAAUGUACCUGCGCAUGGCAAUGAAAAUCCUGUCGAAGAUGAAUCAGAGUACUUGACAGGGCUCGAACUGAGCCUGGUGGUGCUAGGUUUAUGCCUCGCUGUGCUGCUAGUAGGUCUGGAUAAUUCCAUUCUAUCUACAGCAAUUCCGACUAUUACUACCAAGUUCAACUCACUAGAGGAUGUGGGUUGGUACGGGUCAGCUUUCCUGGUCUGUGUAUGCGCGCUUCAACCUAUCUCAGGAAAGAUCUAUCAAUACUUCUCACUGAAAUGGACAUACCUUGCAUUUCUCACAAUCUUCGAAAUAGGAAGCUUGAUAUGUGCCACAGCUGUCAACUCUGUCAUGUUGAUUGUUGGUCGAGCUAUUGCUGGUGCUGGUGCGGCUGGGUUGUUUUCUGGUGCCUUGGUCAUUCUCUCACAUUCCGUUCCAUUGCGACAGCGACCUCUAUACACUGGAUGUAUUGCUUCUAUGUUCAGCGUGUCCAAUGUAGUCGGACCAAUUCUCGGUGGUGCUUUCACCCAGCAUGCAACAUGGCGAUGGUGUUUCUACAUAAAUCUGCCAUUGGGAGCAAUCACUGCCGUCAUCUUGGUAUUUUUCUUUUCGCCGAAUGAACGCUCUACAACAAAACAAUCGCUCUCUCAAAAAAUCAAGCAUCUCGAUCUCCCCGGGCUCGCCCUAUUCAUCCCGGCCGUGGUCAUGGUGUUGUUAGCAGUGCAAUGGGGAGGCACCACACACCCGUGGAAAUCUGCCACAAUUAUUGGACUCUUCAUUGGCUUUGGCGUUCUCAUUUGUCUGUUCGCUGCCUGGCAAUGGUACCUCAAGGACGAGGCAAGCAUACCACCUCGCAUCAUGUGCCAACAAAGCGUAUAUACGGCAGCUGUGGUAGUGUUUAUGGGAAUGGGGAGCGUUCAGCUUAUUACGUAUUAUCUGCCCAUGUGGUUUCAAGUCAUCAAGAACGAUACGCCAUUGGAGAGUGGGAUUCGCUUCCUUUUCUCUGUGCUUGGAGGACUUUUGGGCAGCAUCAUCCCGGGAGGUCUAGUAACGAUGUACGGCCACUUCAACCCGUGGCUCUUUUUCGGUACCAGUAUCCUAGCUAUUUCGGGAGGGAUCUUCUCUACUUUCGAUCUCGAGACUGGGAAUGGUAUGAUCAACGGCAUUCAAGUCCUAGGAGGCAUUGGCUCUUCCUGCGUGAUUCAAAUGCCCCUAAUAGGACUCAUGUCACUCAUUCCCCAAGCCGACCUCCCAAUCGCGACUUCAAUAGCAGUAUUCUUCCAGUUUUUCGGUGGAGCAAUCUUCCUUGGCAUCGGAAACAACAUCUUCGUCUCUCGGCUCAUCUCCGCUCUACAUAAAUACACACCUGAUCUCAAUGCACAGAUGGCUGUGAGGGUUGGCGCUGAGGGGUUCAGGGAAUUGGUUGGAGAAGCGGAUCUGCAUGCGGGAUUGGUUGCGUACAGUGACGCGUUGGUGACGACGUUCUAUAUGUGCGCUGCAGGUUCUGCGCUUGCUUUCUUUUGUGCCUUUGGGAUGGGAUGGAGGAGUGUCAAGGAGGAGGAGAGGAGGAGUUGA